AUGCAAUUUAUCGAAUCGUACGUGUCCAACAAUCAAGGCCUCCGGCUUGGCGUCGUCGGCUUCCUCGCUAUCCUAGGAGAAGGUUCCGUAGAUACAAUUGCCCAAGUCGCUACGCUAAGCUAUCUCAUCUACCUCCCUCGCCUCAUUCCUGCGCCGCAGAUCUUCAUUAGACCUUCGCGGCCGGAGAAAUUUCAGACCACUGCUGGUGCAAAAGUAAUCGGUGUCCAUUCGGGUAAUACUGGAGAAGAUAUUCACCAUGUCGCCCACGCCUUGCACCGCGGAGACAAGUUGAACGCCAACACUGUCAGCUGUAUCCGGGUGAAGGAAAAUGACAAGCCUCGUCCAUCGAUCAACAGAUUUGGUCCAUUAGCAUUCCUGGCCAUUUUGGGAACGGCAUUGACUUGUGCCUUGUUGGGGCUGUCGAUUCACUACGAGGACGGCAUGUCAUUGUUGGCUACUCUUCUGCUUUCUGCUCUGAGUACCGUUACUGGUGUUGCCAACAAGUGGAAACCGACACCAAAUGACCCCAAGCCCGACCCUCAUUCCCCGCCUGGGAACGUUGUCAUCAAAUAUCCCCAGGGAGCCUUUAUCGUGGUGUCGUGCCAGGAGCGAACCGCCCGCUACCUCUAUUUCAACUCUAGCGAGCGAUGCAUUUAUUCUGUCAAGAGUACGGCCAUCUACAGAGGACUCUCUUUGAUUUCAACCUUGUUACUCAUGGGUGGAGUUAUUUGCUUGGGCAAUGCUCGCAUCGAAACACAGACGGCAUUUGCUGGGUCCUAUAUGCUUAUUAGCAUCUUCUACUGGAUUGGCGCUGCUUUGCCUCCUGCUCAACACUGGGACCUUUCCCGGUUCGAGGUCGAACACAUUGAAGUUUCCGGGGGCACUCCCCCUAGAAACGCAAGGGUCGACAAUUACUCACCGACCUACACAGAAGCUUUGUGGAAAGCAAUUGCCGUCACAGGAACUAGCAACUGGGUCAAAGAUGCCGGUUGGGCGCCCAGAACUCCAGCUUGGAAUGACUGGCUUCAUGAAGCCGAGGAAGCAGCGCUCGGUGAACCCUUGAAGUCGAGUGCGAAAAUGGUUGAUGGGAAAGCAGUCGAGGUCUGGACGAUUCGCAAUUGGGACGGUAGAAAUGCCUUGUCAACUCUGCUACGAUCGACGACGGACAAAAUCCAGGCCAAAAAUUAA
This is a messenger RNA of Cladophialophora psammophila CBS 110553, 1188 nucleotides long. RefSeq lists its product as uncharacterized. Bases 1 to 1188 code for a protein of 395 amino acids. The transcript is spliced from 3 exons. The record is from RefSeq and is a predicted model, not a curated record. NCBI's taxonomy places the organism in Eukaryota, Fungi, Ascomycota, Eurotiomycetes, Chaetothyriales, Herpotrichiellaceae.